This is a messenger RNA of Sphaeramia orbicularis (orbiculate cardinalfish), 2702 nucleotides long. It is a transcript of the gene prkx, whose product is annotated as protein kinase X-linked. Gene Ontology annotation, cellular component: cytosol; cAMP-dependent protein kinase complex. Gene Ontology annotation, molecular function: cAMP-dependent protein kinase activity; ATP binding. The coding region runs from base 525 to 1580 and encodes 351 amino acids. The transcript has 8 exons. Gene Ontology annotation, biological process: protein phosphorylation. The record is from RefSeq and is a predicted model, not a curated record. Lineage: Eukaryota; Metazoa; Chordata; Actinopteri; Kurtiformes; Apogonidae.
CCACUUCCGGUGUUCACUUCCGGGUUGGUGUGAACAGGCAGAGCCGCAGGGUGAGGUCCGUCUGCGGUUCCGGCUCCAAAACAUGGACAAACACCCUGAAAACCUGCCGGAGUCCUGGAGCUGAGGAGGUUCAGAGUCUGUCCGUGAACCGGCACCGGCGGAACUGAAUUUACCAAGCCCGUUUUUAGACCGAAGUGUCCCCGCUCCGGUGUGUUAGCAUUAGCAUUAGCCGCUAGCCCCGGUGGCUAACAGGGUUAGCAGUGCACCUGUCACCGGCUUUUGGGUCUGUUCGGACCCGGUUCGGGUUGAAGCCCAUCUCCCGGUGCAGUGAACCCGGGCCAAGCAGCCCGAACCUCCUGUUUCCGGGUGGUUCUGUCCGGUGGGGGUGACACCGAGCCGCUGAAGGGACACAAAGGCGGACAAAGAGGAUGGCGUAGCCGGACAUGUGAGCUGGAGCUGGGCUUGGGUCCGAACUGUGAACGCCCCCCCCCCCCCCCCCCGGAGACCCGGACCAGAUCCGAACCAUGGCGUCCUCUAAAGCCAAGGCCGGACCUGGACCAGGAGAUGGACUCAAAGAAGGGAAGGGCAGCGCCGGAGACUCCGCGGGGGAAGCGGCACCGAACAGCCGCAGUUACCGACUGGAGGAGCUGGAGACCAAGGCCACAGUGGGUACCGGGACAUUCGGUCGGGUCUUCCUGGUCCAGGACAAACAGAACCGGUCCUUCUACGCUCUGAAGCAGAUGAAGAUCCAGGAUGUGAUCCGGCUGAAGCAGGAGCAGCACGUCCACAACGAGAAGGAGGUCCUGAGCCAGGUCCAGCACCCCUUCCUGAUCCGCCUGUUCUGGACCCACCAUGAUGACCACUUCCUGUACAUGCUGAUGGACUUCGUCUGCGGUGGUGAACUGUUCAGUUACCUGCGCAGCCGCGGUCGCUUCAGUAACUGCACCGGAAUGUUCUACAGCGCAGAGAUCGUCUGCGCCAUUGAGUACCUGCACUCCAAGAACAUCGUCUACAGAGACCUGAAACCAGAGAACAUCCUGUUGGACAGGGAGGGGCACAUCCGACUGACCGACUUUGGCUUCGCCAAGAAACUGUCUGACAGGACCUGGACUCUGUGUGGGACCCCUGAGUACCUGGCCCCAGAGGUGAUCCAGAGUAAGGGCCAUGGCCGUGCAGUGGACUGGUGGGCCCUGGGGAUCCUGGUCUUCGAGAUGUUAGCAGGGUACCCUCCGUUCUUCGAUGAUAACCCCUUUGGGAUCUACCAGAAGAUCCUGGCUGGAAAACUGGAGUUCCCACGACACCUGGACUUCUACGUCAAAGACCUCAUCAAGAAGUUCCUGGUGAUAGACCGAGCCCGUCGCCUCGGCAACAUGAAGAACGGAGCUGAUGAUGUCAAGAGACACCGAUGGUUCAAGACUGUGGACUGGGACGGGGUUCCACUGAGGAGACUGAAGCCCCCCAUCAUCCCUAAAGUGUCCCACGACGGAGACACGUCCAACUUUGACGUCUACCCAGAGGACGACUGGAAGAAGGACGCACCUGUGGCCCAGAAGGACCUGGACCUGUUCAAGACCUUCUGAUCCACCUGGAAGAAGGACCCACCUGUGGCCCAGAAUGACCUGGACUAGUUCAAGACCUUCUGAUCCACCUGGAUGAAGGACCCACCUGUGGCCCAGAAGGACCUGGACCUGUUCAAGAACUUGUAAUCCGUCCUCCAGUCCAUCUGGGUCUGGGACUAGGACAUGGUUUAGGUCCGGGUCCAGGUACCAGACGCUGUGACAUGUAUCAUACCACAGAGAUCUGGGUCCAGGUCUAGGUCCAGGUCCAGGUGUAGGUCCGGGUCUAGGUCCUGGUCCGGGUCCAGGUCCCAGACUCUAUGACCUGUUUCCUUCUGCACAGAUGUUUGUAUUUGUUUGUUUUUAUUUAUCAGCUGUUUGUGUUGUUUCUGUUUUCAUGAUUAUUAUGCAAAAAACAAAUGACUGUUACUGUGAUCAGCUGUUUGGACAGUUGAUCAGCUGUUUUUGAUCAGCUGUUUGGACGUUGAUCAGCUGUUUGGACAGUUGAUCAGCUGUUUGGACGUUGAUCAGCUGUUUUUGAUCAGCUGUUUAGACAGUUGAUCAGCUGUUUGGACGUUGAUCAGCUGUUUUUGAUCAGCUGUUUGGACGUUGAUCAGCUGUUUGGACGUUGAUCAGCUGUUUUUGAUCAGCUGUUUGGACGUUGAUCAGCUGUUUGGAUGAUGAUCAGCUGUUUUCUAUGUUUUUAAAUUUUUUUUAACUGGACCUGUUUUUACUGAACUGAACCAGACCAGGAGGACACGGGUCCGGGUCCUGGUCCCGGCCCUGGUCCCGGUCUUGGUCCUGGCCCUGGUGCUAUUCCUGGCCGUGGUCGUGGUCCUGGUCCCGGCCCUGGCCCCGGUACUGGUCCUGGCCCUGGCCCUGGUCCAGGUCCUGGUGCUAUUCCUGGCCCCUUUCUUGGUCCUGGUCUCAGUCCUGGUCGUGGCCCCAGCCUCUGUCCCAGCCCUGGCUCUGGUCCUGGCCCUGGUACCGGUCCUGGUCUUGGUCCCGGUCCUGGUGCUAUUCCUGGCCCCUUUUUUGGUCCUGGUCUCAGUCCUGGUCCUGGCCCCAGCCUCUGUCCCGGCCGUGGUCCUUUUCCUGGCCCUGGUCCCGGCCCCGGUCCCGGCCCUGGUCCCGGUCCUGGCGCUG